GAGGUAUUUGUUUAGUACAAGAAUUGACAUCCAAACGCUAUGCUGGCUGUUACCUUAUUGUUCGUCGUAACCAAGUUUUGUGUAGCUACUGGCGCCUUAACUACUAUUGUACCCUCACAAGGAACCUGUAGACAUGGAUGGAUUAAUUUUCACGACUCGUGUUACUUAUUUUCCCAUACUGUAUUAAGUUGGCCUGAAGCUGAAGAAGCAUGUAAGAUUAUCCACAGUGACCUAGCCACAGUGCAGACACAAGAGGAGGUCAGAUUUCUCAAGUCAUACCUGAAUGGCAUACACGCAGCAAAUUAUCCAGCGUUUGGGUAUUGGAUCAACGGCAACGACCUUGAGGUGAACAAAGAGUGGCAAUGGUCCUCAAUCCAAAAGCCUAUGAACUACACGGACUGGGGACCAGGGGAGCCUAGCAAUCAUGCAAAUGAAGAUUGUCUUCUUCUCUGGGGGGCGUUUCACUUCAAGAUGGGCGAUUACUACUGUUACGUUCGCAGAAACUACAUUUGCCAGCAAAAAACCCCAGUCGUCCCAAAUGCAAAUCUCUUAGACGGAUGGAUCUCAUUUGGGUGACGGUGUGACAGUGCAGCUUGUCUGUGAAUAACGCAUCACGUGAACUUAUUAAACAGCAUUAAA
Mizuhopecten yessoensis (Yesso scallop) is the source of this 639-nucleotide messenger RNA. RefSeq names its product perlucin-like. The coding region runs from base 40 to 576 and encodes 178 amino acids. Lineage: Eukaryota; Metazoa; Mollusca; Bivalvia; Pectinida; Pectinidae. Gene Ontology annotation, molecular function: signaling receptor activity. The transcript has 5 exons. The record is from RefSeq and is a predicted model, not a curated record.